GCAUUAGUUUGAAUGGGAAUCGGCGCGACUAGACCAAGCGAGGUUACUAUGCAGUCAGUACCAGGCAGUCUUGUGGGGAGAAUGCAGCUAGAGGAGUCCGAGCAUUAUUGCACUUUGAUGAGCGUACUUGCUUUUUAGUAUUGUUUAAGUAUAGUUAGUUAGCUCUAGCUAUUCCUUAAGCUAUUUUUUAACACGGAAUGUUACAUAGCUCAAUCAUUUCACUGAUGUGUUAAACCUCUGUUAUGAAGUGAGCUAAUUUUAAAAGCUAGCUAGCAGGCUGGUUAGCUAACUCCGCUAGCUUGCUAGCAUAUUAGCUAUAGCCACAUGUUAAACUAAAGUCUCCGUCCUCUUCGCCUCUACGCAGAUUUAUAUGUCGAUAUGGCACGUAGGAAAGAAGUAUUUCAAUCAAAAGUACUCCAGAGGCUUUACCCUGCAGCUCUCAAACUGGAGAAGGAACCCUGCCCACCAAGCAUUGUAGAUGCCUUAUCCAAAAAAAAACUAUGUGAAAAGACAAGACUCUCAACAGGACACUGUCAUUGGAGAUGCAGGGACGACACAGAGCGCAACCAAUCAGGGCAGGCGGAUGUACACGGUCCUACCUCCUCCUGCAGACUACAAGACAGAUUCAGAGAAACCUGUCACACUCCCCCAGUUAGAAAGCAUAAAUACUGCUGAGGACCCAGCUGAGGAGAACAUCCAUGAUAGCAACGAAGAACUAGACCAAGAUAAAGAGGAAGUAGAACAUAAAAGAAAAAGGAGGAGAAGGAAAAGGAAACUAACCCUCCAUCAAGACUCUGGGAAAGAUGGAGCAGCUUCAGUGAUUGAGCGCAACACCGUGGAUGAGGGAGGAGAGCGCAUUAACAGGAACAAGAAGAGGAACCUGAAGAAGAAACGGCACAAAGAGAAGCUGCUCUCCAUGGGUCUGAUGCCCCAGGCCGCUGCCCUGGAGUUCACAUACCGAAAGGAUGGGGGGGAGGAGGAGGAGGAGGAGGAGGAGGAUAAUGAGAGGAGAGCUGUUGAGGUGUCAGACUUCCUCAGGACAACAAUGGAAAUCUAUAUGUCAGAUUCCUCGUUACGUGUAGACAAGCUUCCCCUCCUGUCUGGGACAGUGAAUGACCUUCUGAGCAGCAUAACCCGCGGAUGCCAUCCCACCUCUGUCCUGAAGCAGCUGUACCGUCUCAAGGCCUUUGUUCAGCAGCAGGAGACAGACAAACUGGGAAAGGCACUGGAGGAGCUCCGCAACACUUCUCCUAUGUCUGCAGAGGAAACCACUGCGGUCGUUUCACUGUUCCAAUACUGGAUCACAGACAUUCUUCCCAUGCAGGGAGACAAGAAGACAGGGCUUUCUACGACGCACCCAUGACAACCCAGGCCUACCACAAUGUGGCUGUGACGCCUCCAGCUGAGAGGACCAUGCCCGGCAUGGCUAUGCUGCUGGGGGCUGUGGGGAUCGGGUUGUGUGGCUACAGCUCCAGGCAGUUGGCCCUCUACCACCGGCCCUCCGCCCGUGUGCUGCAGUGGAUUGGCACACACACUGAUGCCAGCAUGGUGUGCACAGUGGCCAAUAGGACCCCCUUCCUGGAUGUUAAUCGCCAGGCUGUUGCUUGCCAGGAGAUCCCACCUCCCUCCUAUGUGGGCCAGAAAGUCCCUGUGAAAUAAUACCCUUUGAUGCUAGGUUGGGUAUAGAUUGGCCAUCACAUAGGUUGAGCUCCAGUAACUACACUUAUGCACAACUAAGAUUGUAGCUAUGCUGGCCCCCAGUGUGGCCCAUGUGCUCUCUGAUGAUGUGCAAGUGUGGAUAUUUGACAGACCUCAACCUUUGUGUUCGCAGGGAGUUAGAGGUCUUAUAGUAAUAAUGAAUUCUGUAACUAGUGCAACACAUAUAAAAGUAGCUGAAAUUAUUAGUGUGGAAUGCUAUUGGAUUGUAUCAAUUACUCACAAAUAGAGUAUGUCAUGCACUGAGAGGGCACAAAGCAAUAUGAAUGAUUGGAUGACUACGUAAUGAUGCUGGAACUUCCCAUAUGCUUUUGAAUGUAGCUUGAAGGAGCUAACGUAUUUAAUUUGGAGACAUUGUGUGUCUUUUUGAGGCCUGGCGUAAAGGGACCGACGCUUGGCAGUGUCCCUCUGUACACAGAUGGUUGGCAACUCUCUCUCUGUCCCCUCCCCUUCCCUCCCCAGGCAGACAGCCAUGUGUAAGUGCUUGAGCACCCCAUCCCUGCCUAUGACUUCAAUUGAUUGCCUCUGAGGAGUUGCAGGUGCCAUCAAUCAACAAGCUUUGGCGUUUGCUGGCGCCGCCUGGUCACUGGCUGUCAAUCAAGAAACGAUGGAGAAAGACACAGGUUGGCUUUGUGGCUGAAACAGUGACUGGUGCUUCCUGGGCUCAGAAAAGUAAAAUUCUCCAAGGGUUUGGUCAAGGUGGUGAAAGAAUAGCUGAGUGGCAGGGCGUUUUUUUUCUGGAUUGAAACCUCUUCUUUAAAUAGAAUAGAAGAAAGUUAAGUACAAUUGAUAUCACUACCCGAGUCGCACAAACAACACAAAUAUACCUUGCUGGAUUAUGAAUCCUAAUUUCCCUUGACCGAGCCACUGCGGGUGGCAGGCGGGCAAGGUAGAAUGGUGAUUACUCCUGGAAAAGCCUGUGUCCUUUGUGCGGCUUAACCCAGGUGGAAAAAUCAUUCCUGGCAACAUACGACUUCCCCUAAUCUGGUAUUAGAGACAAGGACCCGUGAGAGGCAGGCAGUCCCUGUGCAUUCCAACUUUGUACCGUUCCCCCUGCAGUGUCCACCAUUUGUCCCACUGCCAUACAUGGAUUUAUUCAUUAUAGGAUUGGUGUUUCCUUUUGUGUUGACACCAAAAAUGCAGCAGUGAAAAGGGACUUGAAAUUUGGCGAGACACUGAGCGUGGUUGAGAAUGCGUGCUGUGCCUUACUAUGGAUAGCACAGGGUCACACUGUCUUUAUCUUUACUGCCUCUGAUUUAUUUUAUUUUAUUGAAAAUCUACUGAAUAUAUAAUAUUUAUAUAAUAAUUAUAUUAACAAUAAUAAUUUUGUGUUUCACAUAUUGUGGUGUGAAGGUACCAACCCAUAAAAAUGCACAGUUGUAUUUCUCCACAACCAUGGGGACAGGAGGACGAGGAAGUUCCUUAGUACUCUGGAAAGUUGUGAAGAAUGAGGAUGGUGAGAAAAUUGAGUUUUUCAUCACUUAGAGGUCAGCCAGACCUUGUAAUCAAUUUUCUCAUUGUUUAAGAGCCACCCUUGUCCGUCUGCCAAAUUGGACCAGCAGCUAGUUGAGCCCAAUAGUGCGCCCUCCAGAACACUAGCGCAGUAGGUCACCAACGAAAUGUUUGUAAUCCACUCAGCAGAGGGGGCCAAUGGCUCCAACUGGCAUCAGACACUGAACAAAGAAUUGGUUGCCUUGCUCUGGAUAGAGACUGACACCCAUAAUCAAUUUCAUAAUUGGAUUGUGAUGGUCUCAACAACAGGAUACUCUGUAUUACCAUAUAAUCCUAAAGGAAGAUUAGAGAGAGUAAAUUGGAACUUUUAAAUGUGAAGAUUCAGAUACACGUAUAACUUCACCUGUUCUGAAAUCUAAGUGUGAAAUGAUCUGUCACGCUGGCGCGACCUGCAUUUUAUAGUCAUUUUCAGGCAUUGCACUUCCAUGAGUGUGAAACCAAUGAGAGUGGGGCUGGAGGUUUUGUAAUGCACCUGGCUGCUUUUGAUGGAUUCUCUGUAUACUGCAGUGGUGCACAGUGAGCACAGAGCACUGUGGAAACCUAUUGAUCUCAAUCAGAGAGUGAGGGAGAGCUUGUCUCCUCACUGCAGCAUUGUGCAGUUCAUGAAGGAGAACUGCCAAGACACUGCACUCACAAAAAUGAAUAUCUGGAAACAUGUUUGUUGUUGGAAUAAAAAUACAGGAAAUGUUUGAAAGCACAGUAUUCAUCUGUUAGCUUGUUGUGCAUCAGUGCUCAUUCAUUUCAUUCUGUAAAGCUCCACAAACUCCACUUCAGCUGUGCCCAUUAAAGGAGAGAUUUCUUCUGUUAGCAAUAUAAUUAAUAAUUCAUGAAAAGAUGUUGGAAGACAUUGAUGAAAUAAAAGUAUUUGGCAAACA
Perca flavescens (yellow perch) is the source of this 4103-nucleotide messenger RNA. It is a transcript of the gene erich1, whose product is annotated as glutamate rich 1. The record is from RefSeq and is a predicted model, not a curated record. Bases 479 to 1363 code for a protein of 294 amino acids. The transcript has 7 exons. NCBI's taxonomy places the organism in Eukaryota, Metazoa, Chordata, Actinopteri, Perciformes, Percidae.